AAGAAACAGAAUCAGUCAAAAUGUUAAUAGAAUUAUACAAAAUUUCGUUUACCAUGCUUAUAUUCAUCAAUUUUCUCAGGUGGCAGUAUCUCCCUCAAUUUUUCCCAAUUACUCAGUGACUCAUUUACUACGAUAAAUCAAGCCAGUAUGUCACACAUGAUAACACCGAAUUAUUUAAAUGGUGCCAACACUCAACUGGACUCAUCCGCUCAAAGUCAACUUAAUAUAGGUAAUUUUACCUCAUUUUUGACAUUAUUACUUUGUGUGUGAACUACUUCACUUUAAGAGUUGAGGACUCCUUAUAAGAAUUUCUUUGUGUUUACUCAACUCAUAUGCCAAAGAACCACAUGUGCAGCUAAGUUGCCCAAAUUUGCUGUAGCAAAGCAAUGUAAUAAGAACACACGUUCUGAAGGUGAUUAUUUAGUAUUAUGUCAACAUAAAAUCCUAACUUAAGUCAAUUGUUCAUGAAUCUAUUAUGUUUGAGGUCACUCACAAUGCUGGUGCAACUCGUGGGAUCCAUUUGUAGGGGUGAUUAACAGGAAGUCAAGGAAUAAAAAAGCUAAUCAUGCAAAAGAACAUACGGGUACUAUGUAGUUAAUGUUAUUUAUUACUUUAAAGGCCCAUUUCUUAAUAAUUUUAUCAAUUAGAUCAAAUAAAAGUGUGGUUCUAAUAUCAUUUGCAGAAUAUUGGCACAUGGGUGAUCUACGCUAUCAAUGUGAAUAUUGUCAUGCGUUGUUUUGGUAUGACGAAAGAAUCCGAAAACAUUACAAUACGAGUGAUCCCAAAUAUACACUUUGUUGUAGAGGUGGGCAAGUAGAGAUUCCACACUUACAGGAUGCUCCUAAAGUGUUGUAUGAUUUGUUGUACAAUGAUGAUGCCAAAAGCAAGCACUUUCGUGACAACAUAAGGACUUAUAAUAGUAUGUUUCAAUUCACAUCGAUGGGGGCAAAGGUUGACCGUAAUAUCAAUUCCAAAAGGGGACCACCGACAUUUAUUCUAUGUGGUGAGAAUUAUCACUUGAUGGGUAGUUUGAUACCCAAAGUAGGGAGUCCUGCUAAAUUUGCACAACUGUAUGUAUUUGAUACCCAAAAUGAGGUGCAAAAUCGUAUCGCUCUUAUCAGGGGGGAAGAGAACAAUAAAUUUCACAAAGAUAUUGUCAGAGACUUGAAGAAAAUGCUUGAUGAGCAUAAUGUUUUGGUCAAAGCAUUUCGCAUGGUUAGGGAAUCAAUUAGUGUUGAGCCUAGAUCAAUGGUGAAAUUGAGGCUAUUGGGUAAGAGAGGCAAGGAUGGUAGAAGGUAUAAUUUACCAUCAACCAACGAGGUGGCAGCUUUGAUUGUGGGUGAUUUUGAUAUAAACAGAACUGAUAGGGACAUCGUGGUAGAGACACAAAGUCAUAAAUUGCAACGGAUUACUCAACUUAAUCCUGCAUAUUUAGGCUUACAAUAUCCGUUAUUGUUUCCCUAUGGAGAGGAUGGAUACAAAGAAGAGAUACCCCUCAAUAAGAGUAAUGCUAAUGAAGGAAAAGGAAGACAAGAGGUAUCCAUGAAGGAAUUCUUUGCUUUCCGAAUACAAGAGAGAUUGGCUGAUGGAUCCCCAUUACUAUAUUCAAGAAGAUUGUUCCAACAGUUUCUGGUUGAUGGUUACUCCAUGAUUGAGUCAGCAAGGUUAAAUUAUAUACGUCUUGAUCAAGAGAAGUUCAGAUGUGAGAUGUACAAGGGAAUUAAAGAAGCUGUUUUAAGUGGAGAAAAGACGUCAUCCUGUGGUAAAAGAAUUAUUUUACCCUCAUCAUUUACUGGAGGACCAAGGUAUAUGAUCCAAAACUACCAAGAUGCUAUGGCUAUAUGUAAAGUGGUUGGUUAUCCCGAUCUGUUCAUUACAUUCACAUGCAAUCCUAAGUGGCCUGAGCUGGAAGACUUCCUAAAAAACAGAGAACUAAAUGCAGAAGACCGUCCAGACAUGAUUUGCAGGGAUUUCAAAGUGAAAUUGGAUCAUUUAAUAAAAGAUAUCAAAACAAACAAGAUAUUCGGUAGAGUUUGUGCAGUUGUUUAUACCAUUGAAUUUCAAAAACGUGGACUCCCACAUGCCCACAUACUCAUUUUCCUUCAUCGGGAUGAUAAGUAUCCAACUGCGGAUGACAUAGACAAAAUUAUUUCAGCUGAGAUACCGGACAAGUACCAAGAUCAAGAAUAUUACGAAGCUGUUGAAAAACACAUGAUGCAUGGUCCAUGUGGUACACUUAGGAAAGAGUCUCCAUGCAUGGAGAAUGGCAAAUGCAUACGCCACUUUCCUAAAAGAUUUGUUGACACCACAACAAUCGAUGAUGAUGGGUAUCCAAUAUAUAGACGAAGAGAUGAUGACAAAACAAUAAAUAAGUCCGGUGUUGAUCUUGACAACCGAUAUGUCGUACCACACAAUAGAUCAUUAUUAUUGAAAUAUGGAGCACAUAUUAAUGUGGAGUGGUGUAAUCAGUCAAGGUCAAUUAAGUACUUAUUUAAGUAUGUGAACAAAGGAAAUGACCGUGUUACAGCUUCUUUUUAUAGGAGUGCUACUGAAGAUCCUGAAGAUGACAAAAUUGAUGAAGUUAGCAUGUAUUAUGAUUGUAGAUACAUAUCUCCAUGUGAAGCAGCUUGGAGAAUUUUUGGAUACAAUCUCCAUUAUAGAGAUCCCUCUGUUGUAAGGCUGGGGUUCCACUUGGAGAAUGAGCAAACCAUUAUUUUCAAAGACCAUGAAAACAUAGACGAUGUUGCUAGAGAAGCCUCCAUUAAAGAAUCUAUGUUUUUGGGAUGGUUUGAUGCAAAUAAACAAUAUUCUGCAGCAAGAUCCCUAACCUAUGCUGAAUUUCCUACAAAGUUUGUUUGGAAGGCUAAAGAAAGGGAAUGGUGUCCACGUAAAUCUCAUUCGGUUAUUGGCAGGAUUUUCUUUGUACCACCUGGAUCUGGGGAAGUAUACUAUCUAAGGCUACUACUUAACUUUGCCAAAGGACCUACAUGCUAUGAAGAUAUCAGGACUGUUGAUGGAAUUUUGUACCCAACCUUUAGAGAUGCAUGCUAUGCAAGAGGUCUUCUAGAUGAUGAUAGAGAAUAUAUCGAUGCAAUAGAGGAAGCAAGUCAUUGGGGUUCAGGAAUAUUUUUGCGCAAACUCUUUGCGACAUUGUUGUUUUCAAAUUCAAUGGAGAGGCCUGAACAUGUAUGGGAAAACACAUGGAGUUUGUUAUCCGAUGACAUACUUCAUCGUCAAAGAACCCUCCUCGACAACCCUGAUUUGCACCUAACAGAUGAAGAGUUAAAGGAAUUAACUCUAAUAGAUGUUGAGAACAUAAUGAAUAUCUAUAGCAGGAGCCUCAAGGAUUUCCCAACAAUGCCGUUCCCAAACAUGGACGCAUGUUCAUUGCAGUUGAUGGCAAGUGGGACUAAUCGGCUGAUAUGUGAUGAGCUUCGAUAUGAUAGGCGAAGAUUAGCAGAAGAACAUGCUACUUACUUACAACAAUUGACAGAUGAGCAGAAAGUGGUGUACAAAGAAAUCAUGUUGGUUGUUCAUAGUAGGAAAGGGGGAGUAUUCUUCCUUUAUGGAUAUGGUGGAACAGGAAAAACAUUUGUUUGGAAGACCUUGGCUUCCGCAUUGAGAUCUAAAGGCGAAAUUGUACUAACUGUUGCCUCAAGCGGAAUAGCAUCUCUUCUAUUACCAGGUGGGCGGACAGCACACUCACGCUUUGCAAUUCCACUUAACUUAGAUGAGUACUCAACAUGCAACAUAAAGCAAGGUAGUCAUCUAGCUGAACUAUUAAUUAAAAGCAAACUCAUCAUUUGGGAUGAAGCACCAAUGGUAAACAAGCACUGUAUUGAAGCUCUUGAUAGGACCAUGCGAGAUAUCUUACGAUUCAAGAAUUCUAACAGCCUCAACGAGCCAUUUGGAGGGAAGACAAUUGUAUUCGGAGGUGACUUUCGUCAAAUACUACCUGUGAUACCGAAAGGUACUAGACAGGAAAUUGUCAAUGCAACGAUAAAUUCAUCGUAUAUAUGGAACAGCUGCAAGAUUUUAUCUCUAACAAAAAAUAUGCAUCUACAAACAAACGGGAGCCAUACAACAUGUCAGGAGUUAAAGCAGUUUGCAGAUUGGAUAUUGGCUAUUGGGGAUGGAAGAUGUGGUACAUCUAAUGAUGGAGUUGAUAGUGUAAAAAUCCCGGAUGACAUCCUAAUUAAUGAUUGGGAUGAUCCUAUUGUAGCUAUUUGUAAAGCUACUUACCCGGAAAUGUUUAGAGGAACAAAUGUUGAAUAUAGAGCAGAGGAUCGAGCCAUACUAGCACCGACCUUGCAAAUUGUGGAUGAGAUAAACCAAUAUAUGAUGAUCUUGAACCCAGCUGAAACUAUAACAUAUUAUAGCUCUGACAAAGCUUGUGCAACAGAAGCCAACAAUGACUUGCUAGCAUCUAUACAUACUCCUGAAUUUCUAAACACAAUCAAGUGUUCUGGAGUACCAAAUCAUGAGUUAACUGUGAAGGUUGGGACACCUAUAAUGCUAUUGCGGAACAUUGAUCAUUCUGCCGGGCUGUGUAAUGGAACACGCUUAGUAAUCACUAAACUUGGAAAACAUAUCAUUGAAGCAAGGAGCAUAGCAGGGAGAAAUUCUGGCCAAAAGGUGUUUAUCCCAAGAAUGACCUUAAGUCCUUCGGAUCACAGAAUACCAUUCAGGUUCCAACGAAGACAAUUUCCCAUUAUGGUAUCCUAUGCCAUGACUAUCAAUAAAAGCCAAGGGCAAUCACUUUCGAAAGUUGGUUUGAUUUUAAAAAAGCCAGUUUUUACCCACGGUCAGUUAUAUGUUGCCCUCUCAAGAGUUACACACAAGAAGGGGCUAAAGGUUUUGUUAUGUCAUGAGGAAGGUGAUAACAAAGAGACAGACAAUGUGGUUUUCAAGGAAGUAUUCAGAAAUGUUGCCUGA
Molecule: messenger RNA, 4935 nt
Organism: Arachis duranensis
Lineage: Eukaryota; Viridiplantae; Streptophyta; Magnoliopsida; Fabales; Fabaceae
Biological process (GO): DNA repair; telomere maintenance
Molecular function (GO): DNA helicase activity
Source: RefSeq, a predicted model, not a curated record